AUGGAUCUAAAUUCAGUACAAGAUCUCAAGGACGUCCUGCGACCUGAUUUCUUUCAUGGCUAUGCCACAGCAGCCGCUCAAAUAGAAGGUGCCUGGGAUACAGACGGUAAAGGAGUGUCUAUAUGGGACACCUUCGGACACACACCAGGCAAGAUCGCCGAUGGAAGCACCGCUGACGAUGCCGUCCGGGCUUAUGAUUUUUACCGGGAAGAUGUGGCCCUUAUGAAGAGCUACGGGGUCAACGCCUAUCGAUUCUCUCUAGCCUGGUCCCGGAUUAUUCCACUGGGUGGCCGCGAUGAUCCAGUCAAUGAGAAAGGUAUCCAGUUCUAUUCGGAUCUCAUUGACGAGCUUCUUCGCAACGGAAUCACUCCAUUCGUCACUCUUUUCCAUUGGGAUAUCCCACAGGCAUUGGAAGACAGAUACGGGGGCAUGCUGAACCAAGACGCCUACACCCCGGAUUUUGUGCGCUAUGCCCGCGUCUGCUUUGAGCGCUUUGGCGACCGGGUCAAGCAUUGGAUCACCUAUAAUGAGCCAGGUGUAUACACGCUCGCCGGAUAUGCAGCAGGCGUGCAUGCCCCUGGCAGAUCAUCCUUCAGGGAGCGGAAUGCGGAAGGUGAUUCAUCCACCGAGCCGUUCACCGUGGCUCACACCGAACUAGUCUCGCAUGCUCAUGUAUCACGUCUGUACCGCGAGGAGUUCAAGCCUCGGCAAAAUGGCACCAUUGGUAUAACUUUGCAUGGAAACUGGUCUGAAGCCUGGGACGAACAAGACCCACGGGACCAGGAAGCUGCAGAACGGGCACGCGAGUUCGAGAUCGCCUGGUUUGCAGACCCCCUUUACAAGACAGGUGAUUACCCUCAAUCAAUGCGUGCACAGCUAGGUGAUCGGUUGCCACAUUUCACGGCCGAGGAAUCUCAACUUGUGUUGGGUAGUUCCGAGUUCUAUGGCAUGAACAGCUACACGACCUUCUUCACCAAGCAUAAAACGUCACCUCCAGACAUCAACGAUCACAAAGGGAAUGUGGAGAUCCAUGACGAAAAUAAACAAGGGGUGCCUCGUGGCGAGGAGAGCGAUACCCCCUGGCUGCGAGCUGCGCCAGGAGGGUUCAGGAAAUUGCUGAAUUGGAUCUAUAAGCGAUACCAAAUGCCCAUCUAUGUCACUGAGAACGGAACCACCGCCAAAGGGGAGAGUGCACCCACACCCGAGGUCCUUGAUGACCACUUCCGGAUCAAAUUCUUCGAGGGUUAUGUUGGAAAUGCGCUCGCGCGAGCUGUGAAGGAGGACGGGGUUGAUAUCCGUUCUUACUUUGCUUGGACAUUCACUGAUAACUGGGGUAAGUCAACCUGCUGCGUCUCACAAACAAGCAACUAA
This is a messenger RNA of Penicillium brevicompactum, 1371 nucleotides long. RefSeq names its product glycoside hydrolase family 1 protein. The record is from RefSeq and is a predicted model, not a curated record. NCBI's taxonomy places the organism in Eukaryota, Fungi, Ascomycota, Eurotiomycetes, Eurotiales, Aspergillaceae. Gene Ontology annotation, biological process: carbohydrate metabolic process. The transcript has a single exon. Bases 1 to 1371 code for a protein of 456 amino acids. Gene Ontology annotation, molecular function: beta-glucosidase activity.